AGUACUACAUUUCUUUUUUAAUCGAUUAGGAAAACAAAUCGAUUGGCCUCAGAUAGCGCUCCUCACUACGGCUCUUUUUUACGUCAUUGAAGUGUCAAAGUCAGUGACAUUGACUGUCAAAAUUUAAACAACACCGGUCGUUCGCGUUGUUUUGUGUUUGUAAAAUUACGAUAUUUUAUCCAGUUAUAUGUUUUAAUUACUUUAAAGUGUGAAUAAUUGAGUGAAUAAAAUAUAGUACAUAACCUAAAGAUGUCUUCUGACCGAAAUAAAGAAACAAGAGACGCUGUGAAACGUGAAAUAAAAGAAAUACAAGCGCGUUGUAAGCAUGAGUGGAAUGUUAUUGAUAAUUCACCUUUGGACGCGCCAAAUAUAGACUUGGAACAAAUCAACGAAAAAGCGCUUUGUUACAUCGAAGGUUUGGGUACUGGGAUUCAAAAUUCGAAUACUCCGAUCACGGCAGACGAUAACCUUCUUACCAGCCAGUUUCUGAAAGAGAUUAGAGAUAAAACUGGCCAGGUAGAAGAGUACACAGCUUUUGUGAGAGGCUCUAUACACGAUAUUGAUGCUGAGAUUAACAGACUACAAACCUUGAUAAAAAUAACACAAGAAGCGAAGGCCCGCCCAAUGCUGAACAAAUGUGAAGUGCAACCAGAACAUGUGCACAGAGCCAAGGAGAGGUUCCAGGUGAUGAAGAAUGAGCUGCACGGCCUCAUACACUCAUUGUUUCCCAACUGUGAUAGUUUGAUCAUUGAGACCAUGGGGCAACUUAUGGCUGAGCAUCUGAAUGAAGAAUCAAAUGGAUACAUACCAGUUACAGCAGAGACAUUUCAAAUCAUUGAAUUACUGAAAGAUAUGAAGAUAGUUACCGUCAACCCAUACAAUAAGUUGGAAGUGAAAUUAUCAUAUUGAUAGCGGGAAUAUGAUUGAAAUUAAGUUAAUAUGGUUGCCAGUGACCAAUGAGACUAAUUAAAAAACAUAUGGUGUAAUUUAGUGUUAAGUUUAUUGUAAUAAAUGUUGUUAAAGUUUGUAAA
This is a messenger RNA of Spodoptera frugiperda (fall armyworm), 1031 nucleotides long. RefSeq lists its product as uncharacterized. The coding region runs from base 250 to 909 and encodes 219 amino acids. The record is from RefSeq and is a predicted model, not a curated record. Lineage: Eukaryota; Metazoa; Arthropoda; Insecta; Lepidoptera; Noctuidae. The transcript has 4 exons.